UUGGGGGGAGAGAGGAUGUGAGGGCGAUUCUUCCAAGAUUGGCGUGUUAGGGUUUCCAUCAGGGGAUCGAUCGAUCGGGCGCGCACAAUGCGAGCGCAGCAGUGGAUCGAUCGACAGUGGCCGCGGCGGGGCCGCCGCGCAAGAGAUUCUUCUCGCGGAAUCUCUUUCCCUGUUGCGGCUUCGUCCUGCAUUGUCCCUCCUUUAGUGCUCGCCCGGAAAGGGACCGAAAUGGAACUACUUUAGGACUCGGGGAGGGGUAUUUUUGGCGAUCGAUGAUCAUGGAUCAGAAGCAGCACAAGGAGGGCGAUCAUCUUCUCAUCCUCGAGGGCGACGGCAUCACGUAUGUGGCCGUCCCGGACAAAGGUAGGAUCUGUUUUGUGGAUCACCACACGGGGACUUGGGCGCCUCUCCCCGAGUCCGAGCGAUGCUGCCUCCGAGAGAGCCAGCACGUCCACGCGCAUGUCCAUCACGGAGAGAUCACCGAGGAUGUCUUGCUCGAACAGUGCUUGGAGGAGACUUGUUGGGCUCUCCCGAUGUCCUGGGACGGGCUGAGUUCAUCGCUCAAGGACGAGCACAAGCAUAACGACGACUGUGGCCACAACCAAAUCGCUCACGGUGAUCACUAUGACUUUCUAGUCCCCAAGCAGGAUGGAUCAUACAUGCUCAUCCGAGAUGCCGGGGACUCUCAGUACGAGCAUGGCCGCCUGGUUAAGGUGGGGGAAUCGCUGGGAAAGCUCAAGAGGCGGCCGAAGCAGCUGAUGGAUAUCUUCAGCUACCAGGGCCCCGAAGGCAAAGGUUACGAGAUUCUUGCCGAGGAAGACGAUGCUGUGGUAGCUCCCAGGCUUGCCGAGGACAUCCUAAACAUUCCAGAGAAUUUCCAGCAAGUUGCACGGACGGUUUUAAACGUCAUGGGUAUUUGCUGCCCCUCGGAGGUUCCUCUCGUCAGGAAGAUCUUGGAACCUUUACCGGGUGUCAAGGAGGUGUCUGUGAACUACACGUCGCGGAUUGUGACAGUUCUUCACGACAGGCUCUUGACUCCUGAAGGACGUCUAGGUAGAGCUUUAGCUUUCGUGCUUGCUCUGUUUUCUUCUCACACCCGUUUUUUCCUUUCCUUUAUUGCCUUUUCUUCAGUCAAAGCACUCAACGAAGCUAGACUAGACGCAAGUUUACAUCAUCGUGGAGAGCUAAAGAGGUCUAGUAACUGGCCCAGUCCCUGGACCAUUUGUUGCGGUAUUCUACUGCUCGUAUCCUUCUUCAAACAUUUUUGGAACCCUUUGAAAUGGUUCGCUAUCGGAGCGGUGGCUGUUGGUAUACCGCCGAUUUUUAUGCGGAGCAUAGCGUCUCUAAGACGAUGGAUUCUAGACAUCAACAUUCUUAUGCUCAUAGCAGUCGGCGGUGCUAUUGCUCUAACUGACUACAUUGAAGCUGGAUCGAUCGUAUUUUUGUUUACUCUAGCUGAAUGGCUAGAAGGACGAUCGAGCGAGCAGGCGCGUUCCGCAUUGGCGUCCGGUCUGGAUGUCCCUCGAAACGCCAUCCUUGCCGAAACCGGGGCGAUGGUCCCCGUUGACGAAGUUAAACUUGGAUCAUCAAUUGCGGUCAAAGCUGGGGAGAUGAUUCCGGUAGACGGGAUUAUCAUGUCAGGAGAGUGCUCUUUGGAUGAAAGCAGCUUGACUGGUGAAUCAAAGCCUGUCGAGAAGGCUUGCGGAAGCGAAGUUUGGGCUGGAACAGUGAAUUUGGCUGGCUACAUCACCGUUCAAACCACUGCACUUGCUGAAGACUCGGCCGUCUCAAGAAUGAUCAAACUCGUGGAGGAAGCCCAAGCAAAACGAUCUCACUUCGAGCAGCUAGUGGAAAAGUUUGCAAAAUUCUACACUCCUGCUUUGGUAGCGACAGCUCUUGGUCUAGCACUCAUUCCGUUGAUAGCGCACACUCACCAUGAGAAACACUGGCUGUACUUAGCUCUCAUUUUGCUGGUUGUGGCUUGCCCGUGUGCUUUAGUCCUUUCGACGCCCGUCGCAGUAGCCUGUGGAAUACAACACGCAGCAAGACUUGGAGUCGUGAUCAAGGGUGGAAGCUACCUUGAAAUCCUUGCCAAGAUCAAGUGCUUGGCAAUGGAUAAGACAGGAACCUUGACAGAGGGACACUUCCGCGUUUCCGAAGUUGUACCUGUUGGUGAAACCGAAGACCUGCAACAAAUUUUGUAUUGGUUAACGAGUGUUGAAAGUAGAUCGAGCCAUCCAAUGGCCGCUGCACUCGUCACAUACGCUAGCUUACAAGAUGUUGUUCCAUCGAAAUCCGUUACAGACUUUCAGAUUAUUGAAGGCGAAGGUGUUUCCGCCGUUGUGGAUGGGCACUUGGUAGAGAUUGGUAACGCGCGAUUAGCAUCUCGCCUUGGCUGGAGCAGUACAGCCAUUACGAAGCUAAAGAAUCAAACAGGAACCGUCGGCUGGCUUGGAAAGGAUCACCAGCUCCUGGCAGUUUUUAGCCUCGAGGAUCAUGUACGGGAGGAAGCGGCAGAAGCAGUGUCGAGUCUAAAGCGUAUGAAGGUCCAGAUCCAUAUGCUAACUGGGGAUAACCAUGAGACGGCCCAGAGUGUCCAGAGAAAAUUGGGAGGAGUUACUGUACACGCCGGUCUUCUCCCCCAGGACAAAGUCAGAAUCAUCCAAGAGCUGAAAGAAAACCACGGUGUGACGGGAAUGAUAGGCGACGGGAUAAACGACGCCCCGGCUUUAGCAGCGGCGGACGUAGGAUUCGCCAUGGGUCUAGCCGGAUCAGCAGUGGCAAUGGAGACAUCGGACGUUUUCCUCAUGACCGACGAUCUCCGGAAGCUGAGCAUGGUGGCGAGUCUGGGAAGGAGAGUCCGCACCAAAGUUAUACAGAACGUUGUCAUCUCGGUGGGUCUCAAAGUCGCGAUGCUGGCACUCUCGUUCGCUGGCUAUGGCUACCUGUGGAUGGCGGUCCUGGUAGACGUCGGGGCGUGCUUGCUGGUGAUCUCAAACAGCACGCUUUUACUCCGAGGAACAGGGAAGAAGAGAUCAUCGGGCCACCACCAUCACCACGGAAAGAAUUGCAAGGAUCACGACCACGAUCACGACGGUGGUAAACAGUGCUCCAAGGACGACGAUCACGCCGGAAGAACACAGUGCUCUGAUCACGAGCAUGGCGCUGAGAAGCACCAGCACCAUCGCCAUCCCAGCCACGACCAUGGUCACAACCAUAGUCACGAACAUAGCCACCACAGUCACGACCAUCACCACCACCAGGAUCAAGGCCACUCACACUGCAAGAAGAAGCACGCUUGUGGCAAAGGCCACUCACACGCUCACUGCUAACGUUUGACAGAAUCUAAUUUAAACGCUGAGAAUAUGCUUGGUGAUUGUUAUUGGCC
Molecule: messenger RNA, 3388 nt
Organism: Selaginella moellendorffii
Lineage: Eukaryota; Viridiplantae; Streptophyta; Lycopodiopsida; Selaginellales; Selaginellaceae
Product: cadmium/zinc-transporting ATPase HMA3
Exons: 11
Coding region: 273-3332 (1019 amino acids)
Biological process (GO): monoatomic cation transport
Cellular component (GO): membrane
Molecular function (GO): ATP hydrolysis activity; zinc ion transmembrane transporter activity; ATPase-coupled monoatomic cation transmembrane transporter activity
Source: RefSeq, a predicted model, not a curated record